This is a messenger RNA of Pelobates cultripes (western spadefoot toad), 291 nucleotides long. The record is from the annotation of a GenBank genome assembly. Lineage: Eukaryota; Metazoa; Chordata; Amphibia; Anura; Pelobatidae.
CUACCAUCCGACCCUGCAAGCACCAGAUACAGCCUGGGGACACAACACUGAAUCCCCAGAUGCCCUUCCAGUACUCCCCGAAGUACCUAAAGACAAGACGCAAGACGGGGCCUACCACAAACCCACCUACCGCGACCUCGAGUAUCUCUGGAGCGGGGAUCUCGCGGGAGACGCAGCAGAGCUGUGGUCGACCCAUACAACACCUGCCAAUACAUCCAUGGGGCGCAGAAACCAGAAACCUACACCCGGUAAUGCACCAGAACAGAGGGAUAUCGGAGCUAUGCUCCAGCG